Molecule: messenger RNA, 298 nt
Organism: Ambispora leptoticha
Lineage: Eukaryota; Fungi; Glomeromycota; Glomeromycetes; Archaeosporales; Ambisporaceae
Source: the annotation of a GenBank genome assembly
AGCUGGUGAAUUGACUAACGAGGAAUUAGAACGUAUAGUCACAAUUAUACAAAAUCCUGUACAAUAUAAAAUUCCAAAUUGGUUCUUGAAUCGACAAAAAGAUAUUUUUGAUGGCAAAUACUCGCAAAUUCUUGCAAAUGGUCUUGAAAGCAAACUCCGUGAAGAUUUGGAACGUCUAAAAAAGAUUCGUGCACAUCGUGGUCUGCGUCAUUAUUGGGGUCUCCGUGUGCGUGGUCAACAUACAAAGACUACUGGUCGACGUGGUCGAACUGUUGGUGUGUCGAAAAAGAAGGAGUAG